ACCAAACUCGCAGCCCCUCCAGCUGUCUCAUAAAUUUCCUUUCCAAUUUCCAUUCAACUUACGUUAUCAAAGCCGAUACUUUUCUGACUUCAAUUCCUAAGUUCUAACGUUACGUACGUCCUGUUUGUUCACAUGGCCAUGAAGAGAAUGAGAGAAGAUCACGGAGGGAAAAUAGAGAGCUUAGACAUGGCUGAUUGUCUGAUGCUGCUGUCUCAUGGCUUAGCAGCAAAUACGACCAAGCCCAAAACAUCCUCGAAGGUUGAUGUCUUUGAAUGCAAGACUUGUAAUCGCCAAUUCCCAUCGUUUCAAGCUCUGGGUGGCCACCGAGCCAGCCACAAGAGGCCGAGAUUAAUGGGGCCGGAAGAAGAACAGAGAGAAGAUGGGAAUAAAUUGCAGACGUCAGGGAAGAAACCAAAGAUGCAUGAGUGCUCCAUUUGUGGGCUGAAGUUUGCGAUGGGGCAGGCUCGGGGUCAUAUGAGGCGGCACAGGCCGAAUCAUGAUGAUCAUCGAUUAUCAUACGUUCCUCAUGAUGUCGGCGCAAAAGUGCCGGUGGCGGUGAUGAAAAGAUCUAAUAGCAGUAAGAGGGUUGUCUGCAGCUUGGACUUGAACUUGACACCUUUGGAGAACGAUUUGAAGUUGUUAUUUGGGAAGAUGGCUCCUAAAGUAGAUCUUCGUUUGAUGAUUUGACGUCGAUCUCAGCUAGAUUUUCAUGUGUAGCCAGUUUUUUUUUUUUUUUUUUUCAUUUCAUUUUUAUAUUCAUUCAUUUAUAAUUUGAUGUACGUAUAAUAUCAUUCAUGAGUUGAUCUAAUUUACAGAUUUUGUUAAUUGAGACGUUGCUUUUUUAUCU
This is a messenger RNA of Juglans microcarpa x Juglans regia, 847 nucleotides long. Its product is annotated as zinc finger protein ZAT11. Lineage: Eukaryota; Viridiplantae; Streptophyta; Magnoliopsida; Fagales; Juglandaceae. The record is from RefSeq and is a predicted model, not a curated record.